AUGAUUUGUGUUGAAGAUGGUUGGGAUACAACUGCUCAAUUUGUUUCAAUAACAACAAAUAAAAGUGGUUUUACACCAGUUUUUCUUCAAUUUCUUGCUCUUGUUGAUCAAGAUAUUAAUCAUAAGAUUGAAUUUGAAUUGAAACAAUAUUAUCUUCGUUUUCUUGCUUAUCAUCAUUUAUCAAAUCAUUUUAAAAAUUUUAUACUUGAUUGUGAUUGUGAACGUAAAAAGGAUCGUAAUUGGUAUGUUGAUACAACUCGUGAUUCAUUAACGAGUGAUAUUACUGUGAAUCGAGAAUCAGCUGGAUUUUAUAAUUUUCUUUAUUCAUCAUCAAAUGAUAUUUGUGUUCUUCGUGCAUUAUAUAAAAAAUUUGCAUUUGAUAUGUGGGAUUUUUAUUUAAGUGAUUGUUCAUAUAAUCUUGAUAUAGCUCUAGCUGAACAUGAAGAACAUUUAAAUGGUGCAGAAUUCAAACAACGUACAAAAUGUAUAUCAGCUAUUUAUGAUGAUAUUAGUAUUUCUUUACCAGAUUUUUUUAAUGAUAUCCGUCUAUCAAUGCAAGAUAAAGCAUAUAAACAAAUGAAUUCUCAUCAAAAUUAUCUUCAGCCUCAACGAUCAUUAUCAUCAUCACGUACAUCAUCAAUGUAUGGUUCUCAUGCAUAUGAAUUCAAACAAUUUACAACACCACAAAUUUUUGAUGCUUGUGAUGAAUUACUUAAUUCAGCAAAAUCACCAAAUGAUUCGUAA
Rotaria sp. Silwood1 is the source of this 744-nucleotide messenger RNA. NCBI's taxonomy places the organism in Eukaryota, Metazoa, Rotifera, Eurotatoria, Philodinida, Philodinidae. The record is from the annotation of a GenBank genome assembly.